This is a messenger RNA of Mycetomoellerius zeteki, 1929 nucleotides long. RefSeq names its product alpha-N-acetylgalactosaminidase. The transcript is spliced from 7 exons. Gene Ontology annotation, molecular function: alpha-galactosidase activity. The record is from RefSeq and is a predicted model, not a curated record. Bases 524 to 1834 code for a protein of 436 amino acids. Gene Ontology annotation, cellular component: cytoplasm. NCBI's taxonomy places the organism in Eukaryota, Metazoa, Arthropoda, Insecta, Hymenoptera, Formicidae. Gene Ontology annotation, biological process: oligosaccharide metabolic process; glycoside catabolic process.
GAAGUGAUCUAACCUGUCGCGCGCGCGUCCCCUAACCUCUUCGCUACACGGCGUGACGGGACGGCACAUCCGCUCGGAUAGGGAAACUCGGCGCGAUUAUGCCCGCAUAACGUGAACGGGCCGGUCUACGUACGACGUUGUUUGUCUGUCGACGGACGCGUGGAUCAGUGGAGGCAGGCGCGGCACGACGCGAGUCGGCGACGGUGAUCGCGCGUAAAAAUGAAAUGGGGCAUUGGGUGAAAGUACUCGCGGCAGCGGCGGCGACGGCAGCGGCAACCGCGAGCGAGCGUGCGAGCGAGCCUGCCUCUUAUAUCAGAUCAGUACGGUAGGCGCGCCUCGUCACAACACGCGUCUAUCUCGCGUCGUUCCUCUUCACCAGCGGGCUCUCCUGAUGACCUCUCCGUCGACCGUCUUAUCACGGGAAUCCUGUUCCGCUUCGCGCCCCCGGACUAUGCUGCCGACCUGGUAGCCUCGUCAUUAUCCUACUCACUGACUGAGAGCAGCUUUAUUACCUUUCUACAGAAUGCUGCGCAACCUGUGGUCCCUUUGUCUUCUCUUAUCGCUGGUCACUCUAGCUCCAGCAUUGGAGAAUGGACUGGCCAGAACACCUCCGAUGGGAUGGUUAGCUUGGGAAAGAUUCAGGUGCAACACAGAUUGCAAGAAUGAUCCAGACAAUUGUAUAAGUGACCGUCUCUUCCGGACCAUGACAGACAUUGUGGUAGCAGAAGGGUAUGCUGCAGUAGGAUAUGAAUAUAUUAAUGUGGACGACUGUUGGUUGGAGAAAGAAAGGGAUUUAAAUGGACAACUUGUACCAGAUAGAGAGAGAUUCCCAUAUGGCAUGAAGAGUCUGUCAGAUUAUGUGCAUUCAAAGGGUCUCAAGUUUGGUAUCUAUGAGGACUAUGGUAACUACACUUGCGCUGGAUAUCCAGGUAUAUUGGGUUACUUGGAUAUAGAUGCUGCCACAUUCGCUUCCUGGGAUGUGGAUUAUGUAAAGUUAGACGGAUGUUACUCGCAUCCUGUUGAUAUGGACAGAGGCUAUCCCGAGUUUGGGUAUCUCCUGAAUCAGACUGGAAAACACAUGAUAUAUUCAUGCAGUUGGCCUGUUUAUCAAAUCUAUGCCGGUAUGAAGCCGAAUUACACCUCGAUUGCAGAAAACUGCAAUCUCUGGCGCAACUUCGAUGACAUUCAGGACUCGUGGGCCAGUGUAGAGAGUAUCAUCGAUUACUACGGUAACAAUCAAGACGCGAUUGUGUCCAACGCCGGUCCUGGACAUUGGAAUGAUCCGGACAUGUUGAUUAUCGGCAACUUUGGUUUGAGCUACGAACAGAGCAAAACGCAAAUGGCGAUCUGGGCUAUACUAGCGGCACCGUUGCUCAUGUCUGUUGAUCUCAGGACGAUUAGGCCAGAGUACAAAGCCAUCCUGCAAAACAAAAAGAUUAUCGCCGUAGAUCAAGAUCCACUGGGCAUUCAAGGUCGACGGAUAUACAAACACAAGGGCAUUGAGAUUUGGGCAAGGCCCAUCACCCCAGUUUACCAAAACUACUACUCGUACGCGAUCGCGUUCGUCAAUAGACGAACGGACGGCACGCCGUCGGAUGUGUCGGUCACGCUGAAGGAGUUGGGUCUACAGUAUCCUGCAGGAUAUCGAGUGGAGGAUUUGUACGAGGACGUGGAUUAUCACGUGCUGACGCCACAGACCAAGAUCAAGGUCAAAGUGAACCCGUCGGGCGUAGUGAUAUUACGAUGUAAUCUGAAUAUAGAUGACGUGUUUCGCUACUCGCCGUAUUCGUCCUUGAAUCAAGUCUUUAAAGUUAGGCAAAAUUCAUUUGAAUGAUGGUACGGUUAACGUAUUAUUUUAAUUUCUAUUGGCGUUUUUAUACGAGCGCACGUGCGAGCGCAUUACGCGUUCUACAUUAACAUAAUAUAUAA